CGCUCUCUGAAACCCUGGGAUAUUAGGUUUUUGUCCCGCUUCUGUUCGCUUCGUCUCCUGUUUACAGGGAGGAGGGGCCGGAGGAGGCCGAGCUCUCUGCGCAUGGCAAACAGUGAUUCCAGGCUGAGGAGACAAGAGAAGGAAGGGAGAAGAGCCGGAGAGCUGACACUCAGAUACUGAAGAUCAACCCAUGUGAUGAGUCGAGUCACCCUCAUCCCUCUUUUUCAUCUCUAUAGUAAAAGGUGAACACUUUCAAUUCCCUGAUUAAUAUUAGAGAUUAGGCAAUGGCUCCCCUCCUGGAAUAUGAAAAUCAGAUCUUCCUAGACCUCUUCCAUGAGGAUGGACUUGUCAUCACUGCUCGUGGACUUGGCAUUGAUCGAAUUCUGCAGAAUUUCUUGAAGCUUUAUUGUGAUCCUGGGAACUUGGUGCUGGUGCUCAAUAGUAAUACUGCAGAGGAGGAGUAUCUAAUUGAACAGAUGAGAUCAGAAGGAGUCACCCAUUUGCCACGUAUUGUCACCAAUGAGGUUAGCAGCAAUGAGCGUUAUGAUGUCUACACACAAGGAGGAGUACUAUUUGUCACUAGUCGUAUCCUUGUGGUUGAUUUCCUCACUGAUAGAAUUCCUGCCAACCUGAUAACUGGUAUCCUUGUUUAUAAGGCACACAAGAUUAUCGAGUCCUGCCAGGAAGCCUUCAUACUGCGCUUAUAUCGGCAAAAGAACAAGCAGGGCUUCAUUAAAGCUUUUACAGACAAUCCAGUCGCCUUUAACGCAGGUUUCUGCCAAGUGGAACGAGUAAUGAGAAACCUAUUUGUCCGAAAACUUUAUUUAUGGCCAAGGUUUCAUGUGUCUGUAAAUUCAUUUUUGGAGAAGGAAAAGCCUGAAGUAGUGGAGCUGCACAUCACAAUGACCCCAGCCAUGCUGGCCAUACAAGCAUCUAUACUGGAUAUAAUGAAUGCUUGUUUGAGGGAGCUCAAACGCUACAAUCCCGCUCUGGAGGUGGAAGAUCUGUCCCUGGAGAAUGCAAUUGGCAGGGCAUUUGACAAGACUAUACGACAUUACUUGGAUCCUUUGUGGCAUCAGCUUGGAGCCAAAACAAAAUCUUUGGUCCAGGAUUUGAAAAUCCUUCGCACCCUUUUACAGUACCUGUCCCAGUAUGACUGUGUGACUUUCCUGAACUUGCUGGAGUCAAUGAGAGCAAGCGAAAAAGCAUUUGGACAAAAUUCAGGCUGGCUGUUUCUUGACUCAAGUACAUCCAUGUUUGUCCAUGCCCGAGGCCGGGUCUAUAAGGUUCCUGACUCAAAAUCUACCAAAAAAUGUAAAACUGGUGCUGAGCCAGAUGACAAGCAGGAUGGAAAGAGAGAGCUGGUUCUAGAAAGCAACCCUAAGUGGGAAGCUUUGAGUGAAGUUCUGAAAGAGAUUCAACUGGAGAACAAGAACAGUGAAGCUUUAGGGGGGCCAGGCCGUGUACUGAUAUGUGCCAGUGAUGAUCGUACCUGUGCCCAGUUGAGAGAAUAUAUUGCAGUGGGAGCUGAGGCUCUGAUGAUGAGACUGUACAACAAAACCUUUGGGAAAGAUGAGAAAGCUGCUGAAGUGUGGCUGAAAAACAGAAAAACUGUCAAAAAGAAGAAAGAUUUGGGCGUGAGUGGGAAAAACAUUCGGCCAAAGACGACAAAAGAAGGUACAAGUAAGCAGAAAAAAAAUUUAAAGAAGGCCGAGCUGACUUUAACUCAGAUGAUGGGAAAAGCAGGAGACGACAAUGUUGGGAAAGAUCAAGAUGAAGACCAAUUCGGCGAGGGAAGUAUUAGUAUUGAGAGUAGUGUCGAAGAGCCAAAGUAUGAAGACCUUGAAUUGAAUUUGCCUUCCGACUGUUAUUAUGGCAUCUUGAAGGAGCCCCUCACUGUCAUCCAUCCAUUGCAAGGUUGCACUGAUCCCUAUGCACUUACUAGGGUACUGCAUGAAGUGGAACCAAGAUAUGUUGUCUUAUAUGAUGCAGAGCUCAGCUUUGUGCGACAGCUCGAGAUAUACAGGGCAAGCAAGCUAAAGACUUUAAGGGUUUAUUUUCUUAUCUAUGGAGGAUCCACAGAAGAGCAGAGAUACCUCACUUCACUCAGGAAGGAAAAAGAAGCAUUUGAGCAGCUGAUUAGAGAAAAGGCCAGCAUGGUGAUCCCUGAGGAGAGAGAAGGAAGAGAUGACACAAACUUGGAUCUUCUGAGAGAUGUUUCCCAAGCCUCAGAUGCCACUGAUACCCGCAAAGCUGGCGGCCAACAGCGGAAGAAUGUGCAGCACAAUAUCAUUGUCGACAUGAGGGAAUUCCGAAGUGAGUUACCAUCUCUGAUCCACAGACGCGGCAUUGACAUAGAACCUGUCACUCUAGAAGUGGGAGAUUAUAUUCUGACACCAGACAUAUGUGUAGAGAGGAAAAGUGUGAGCGACUUGAUUGGUUCAUUGAACAAUGGACGUCUCUUCACACAAAGCGUUUCUAUGUGCCGAUACUACAAGCGGCCUAUUCUUCUGAUAGAAUUUGACCCCAACAAGCCAUUCUCCCUCACUUCUCGAAGCUCACUCCACCAGGAAAUUUCAGUUAAUGACAUUACCUCAAAAAUCACCCUUCUUACCCUUCACUUUCCUAGACUUCGCAUUCUGUGGUGUCCAUCACCUUACGCCACUGCAGAACUGUUUGAGGAGCUGAAGCAGAACAGGCCACAACCUGAUGCUGCAACUGCCAUGGCUAUUACUGCUGACUCGGAAACCAUCCCAGAGUCUGAGAAAUAUAAUCCAGGCCCUCAGGACUUCCUUCUAAAGAUGCCAGGGGUCAAUGCCAAAAAUUGUCGAGCAAUAAUGAAUCAUGUAAAGAACAUAGCAGAACUGACAAUGCUAUCUCUAGAGAGAUUGUCUGAGAUUCUCGGAAACUCCAAUGCAGCAAAACAACUUUAUGAUUUUAUUCACACAUCUUACACAGAAGCAAUUUCCCAGGGGAAAGCAAAACGUUGAUGUAUGAGUGUGUGUGUAUAUACAGUCAUGGUUGUAAAUGUUGGCACCCCUGAAAUAUUUCUAGAAAAUUAAG
Messenger RNA from Hyla sarda, 3063 nucleotides. It is a transcript of the gene ERCC4, whose product is annotated as ERCC excision repair 4, endonuclease catalytic subunit. Lineage: Eukaryota; Metazoa; Chordata; Amphibia; Anura; Hylidae. The transcript is spliced from 12 exons. Gene Ontology annotation, biological process: resolution of meiotic recombination intermediates; nucleotide-excision repair involved in interstrand cross-link repair; double-strand break repair via homologous recombination. The coding region runs from base 285 to 2990 and encodes 901 amino acids. Gene Ontology annotation, molecular function: damaged DNA binding; single-stranded DNA endonuclease activity; single-stranded DNA binding. The record is from RefSeq and is a predicted model, not a curated record. Gene Ontology annotation, cellular component: nucleotide-excision repair factor 1 complex.